Molecule: messenger RNA, 638 nt
Organism: Brassica rapa (field mustard)
Lineage: Eukaryota; Viridiplantae; Streptophyta; Magnoliopsida; Brassicales; Brassicaceae
Source: RefSeq, a predicted model, not a curated record
AAAAUUAGAGGUUCCAGAAUAUUCAUAUGGUUCCAUCGUUUGGUAAUUAUAGCAAACAAGACCAAGACGUCAACAACCAACUUGGUUCAUUAUGGAUCGUCCACUUGUCCACCUUUCAAAUCAACCAAUCAUUCUCUCUUUCUCUAUAUAUGUCCUCGAACAAUAACACUACUUCCCCAACCCAAAACAUAAUAUCUUUUUGAAAUAUUUCUACAGUUCCAAACCUAUCGCUCAAAUAUGUGUUUCUUUGAAAACCGCUGCGAUAGAGAUUCUAUGGUGGUGAAGAUGGAUGUGGCAUGGUGGAUGGAGUCGCCUCCUCCGCAGAUAAUUUUUCCUGAGAAACCAUCUACUUGUCCGAUUCUUGAAACGAUUAUAGAAGAAAGAGAGACCGAAGAAGACGAUCAAGAACAUGAUAAAGAAGACGUUUAAUGAUCAUUUGAUCUUCCUUCUCGGGGUUUAGAUAGAUUUUUGCUGAUGUAAUUCUCUAUAAAUGUAUAAGACGAGUUUUGUAUAUUAAUUUAUAAUCAUAUCUCGUGAUAACUGUGAGAUUUUUCUGGAACUUACACGUCUUGUAGUUCGAUGAUCACUUCCUAAUACCAACGCAUACAAAAUGUUCAAUUUCGAGCUGACUUAUUCCA